CCGGAAAUUCACCCUGAAGCUUUGUUCCAACUGCAGCGUUGCUCGUUGCUGCACUAUUCGCGAUUUUGCCCGUAUGGCGCCUCCGUUCAACUCAUUGUUGUGGUCGCUCUUUGUAUUCAUCUUUCUUCAAGCCGAUGCCCAUUUUGUAUUACAAUUACCGCCAUCGCUCGGCUUCAAUGACGUAAAAGAAGGAGAAGGCCCUUGUGGCUCUUUUUCGAUCAACAAUCGAGACAAAGUGACCGAAUGGCCUGUCGGCGGUUAUCCUAUCUCUCUCCUCACUACCCAUACUAAGGCGAAGCUUACAUACUGGACGGCGCUCGCAAAUAGCACGGAUAAGCUCGUGGACUUGAUCCCUCAGAUGAACCAGAUGGGCGUUGGGGAUUUCUGCUUACCAACUGUUCCAGGGAAGAAGGAGUGGGUUGGGCAAGACGCCGUCGUCCAAAUCGUUCAAGAAGCCGCUGAUGGCUCGUUGUACCAGUGCGCAGCGGUCAAGUUUACCGACGGAGAUGCCGCCGCCGUGCCUUCAUCAUGCAAAAACUCGACUGGAGUGCAAGCUACCUUUAUCGUUUCCUCUGGAACGCCUUCAUCUACGAAAGCCGCUCCAACCGGGGCUGCAUCGAGAACUAGAACAGGACAAUUUGGCUGUAUCAUUGCAUUCGUACUAUGGUUCUGGGGGGCACUUUGAGCGUGCGCUGAGCUGUCGUUUGUUUUAAGCGUACUUGUAGUUGUAUUUGCUAGUCCACUUACAAAUGGGAAAUAAUUUACACCAGUUC
Molecule: messenger RNA, 773 nt
Organism: Lindgomyces ingoldianus
Lineage: Eukaryota; Fungi; Ascomycota; Dothideomycetes; Pleosporales; Lindgomycetaceae
Exons: 2
Coding region: 74-685 (203 amino acids)
Source: RefSeq, a predicted model, not a curated record